Molecule: messenger RNA, 4505 nt
Organism: Nannospalax galili (Upper Galilee mountains blind mole rat)
Lineage: Eukaryota; Metazoa; Chordata; Mammalia; Rodentia; Spalacidae
Gene: Eeig1
Product: family with sequence similarity 102 member A
Exons: 11
Coding region: 597-2024 (475 amino acids)
Source: RefSeq, a predicted model, not a curated record
GCGGUAGCGCUAGGGCCUCGGCAUUCUCCGAGCGGCGCCGAGCUGCUUCGGGUUCAGCCGGCCGCGUCCCAGGGUUUCGAGUGGCGGCGCCGCGGUGCUGAACGAGAGGCUGCGGGCGAGGCCGAAGCCACCCGGCCAGGCCGGAGAGCGCCUCAGUUUCUGUCAGGGCCCGCGCGGCGCGGGUUGCAGAACCGAGGAGGGGGCGGCGCUGCCUCCGUGGCUUGCCGCGACGAGGCUGGUGGAGGCCGGCGGCUGCAGGUUCCCGGCUGGCGCGGAGCGCCCCCCCGCAGAGCCCCGGCCUCCCCUGAGGCGCCUCCCGCCUCCCGCGGCCUCACCUGCGCAGGCCGCUGGGCGCCAGGUGCGGGGGUGUGUGCGCCGCUGGGGCGCCUCCCCCGGCCGCCAGCGGGGCGGAGGCGGGGCCGCAGCGGGGCCUCCGGAGCCUCGGCGUCCGUGCUCACUCUCACCGGUCCGCCCGGCCCCGCGGCGUGAGCUCCUGGGGUCCCCGAGGCUCGGGAUGCUGCUGCCCGCCCGCACCCUCGCUCGCGCGCCGCCGGUCUACCCUGCCCGCGCCGCCCGGGCCGUGCCCCGCGGUGUACAUGCCGGUGGAGCCCUUGGCUCCGAGCCCCUCCGAUCCCCGGCUCCCCGGGGGUGAAAGCAGCCGGCCGGCCAACGGGACUGGUCUCCCAGCCCUGGGGCUCCGUACUCAGAUCUCGGCGUGCUCCGCCGCCUCCGCCACCAUCUGGGCGGGAUCCGGCUCUGGCGUUGGUGAGGAGGGGGUGUGGUGGAGGGAAAGGAAUCCUGGGGGUUUCUGGUCCCCCUUUUUACUUUUUUUGGCCUUCGAGGCUUUAGACUCAGGGAACUCGCUCAUGGCUUUCUUGAUGAAGAAGAAGAAAUUCAAAUUCCAAACCACUUUCACUCUGGAGGAGCUGACUGCGGUCCCCUUCGUGAACGGGGUCCUCUUCUGCAAGGUCCGGCUGCUGGAUGGCGGGGAUUUUGUCAGCCUGUCCUCGAGGGAGGAGGUACAGGAGAAUUGCGUGCGGUGGCGGAAGAAGUUCACCUUUGUGUGUAAGAUGAGCGCUAACCCUGCCACAGGUCUGCUGGACCCCUGCGUCUUCCGAGUAUCUGUGCGCAAGGAGCUGAAAGGUGGGAAGGCUUAUUCCAAGCUGGGCUUUGCUGACUUGAACCUGGCUGAGUUUGCUGGCUCAGGCUCCACCGUGCGCUGCUGCCUGUUGGAGGGAUAUGACACAAAGAACACCCGCCAAGACAACUCCAUCCUCAAGGUCACCAUUGGCAUGUUUCUGCUCUCUGGAGACCCCUGCUUUAAGACGCCACCAUCCACUGCCAAGUCCAUCUCCAUCCCAGGCCAGGACUCCUCCCUGCAGCUGACAUGUAAAGGUGGUGGGACCAGCAGCGGUGGCAGCAGUGGUACCAAUUCUCUGACUGGGUCCCGGCCCCCCAAGGCCCGGCCCACCAUCCUGGGCUCAGGGCUGCCAGAGGAGCCAGACCAGAGCCUGUCCAGUCCUGAGGAGGUGUUCCACUCUGGCCACUCCCGCAACUCCAGCUAUGCCAGUCAGCAGUCCAAGCUCUCUGGCUAUAGCACAGAGCACUCACGCUCCUCCAGCCUGUCUGACUUGACACACCGCCGCAACACGUCCACUAGCAGCAGCGCCUCAGGUGGCCUCAGCAUGGCAGUGGAGGGCCCUGAGGGCAUGGAGCGGGAACACCGGCCCCCUGAGAAGCCUCCCCGGCCCCCACGGCCCCUGCAUCUGUCAGACCGCUCAUUUCGGCGAAAGAAGGACUCGGUGGAGAGCCAUCCAACCUGGGUGGAUGACACUCGGAUUGAUGCAGAUGACAUUGUGGAGAAGAUCGUGCAGAGCCAGGACUUCACCGAUGGCAGCAACACUGAGGACAGCAACCUUCGACUGUUCGUGAGCCGAGAUGGCUCCACCACAUUGAGUGGCAUUCAGCUGGCCAACAGAGUCUCCUCUGGGGUCUAUGAGCCAGUCGUGAUUGAAAGCCACUGAGGGAGCAGUUGUCCAGCUGGAGAAGGGCCUGCCAUCUGGAGUACCCAGGCCCGCACCAUUCCAGGAGGAGCAGGAACCUGCCCUUCGGAUCCGCACCGUAUUGCAUCUGUGCCUCCUCCUACUCUAGCCUGCACCAACCCUCCACAGCAUCAUUCCAUUGCCCUCCUCUCCACCCCAGGACCAUGGGGCCUGGACACCACUGUGAAUAUUCUCCUCUGAACCACUAGAAGGCAGGGGAUAAGACAGAGCUGGCCAGGACUGGCCCCGGCAGAGGACAUGCAGCUGCUCUUCCAUGUUGGGGUGCUUGUGCUUGAGCCUCCCACCUCCCAUAAUCCCUUUACCUUCAGGAGCACCAGCUCCAGCCAGGCUGACAAGGCCUUGCUCCAUUGCCCCUUGCCCUUAAGGGGCUGGACCACCCCCAGAAUCCUGCCACAUGUGACUUUCUGCUUAGUGCUCAGCUGUCCCUAACCUAUCUCCUAGGGGGACCCGCUGGCGGCCUUCUCAGGAGCCAAGACCUCAGACCCAACACUCUGGAUUGAGACCCCCAACCUCCCUCAUGGAAUGUUCUCCUGCUGCCCUGCAGCCUGCACUUUGCACAUGCUCGUCCCCAGCAGAACCACUGGCCCUUGCCCUCCUCCCUCCACACUUUCUCCAGGACUCCUGGGUGCUGUCUGCUGUGCAGCCAGGCCUAGGGUCCAGUAGCCCGGCUGGAACGUGGCAUUGCCCUUUCCCUACAGUAAGCCCAAGCUUAGAUCUAAGACUGGAGCCUAGAAAGAUCUAGCAUCAUGGUGCCAUCUGCCCAGGACUGGCUCCUGAGCAGCUGGCCUUCCUGCAGGAAGGAUGGGGCCCAGCUGUGCUGGGCAAGUAAAGCCCCUUCCUCUGCCCUCAGGUCAGCAGAUCUGGGCUAGGGCCCAGGCUGGAGAGUCAAGUCAGCCAGGUGGGCUGUGACUAGACUGGCCACAGCUGGCUUACCACCGGACAAGCCUCAGUCCUCCCCUGGAGGCAUCCCCUACUUCUGGGCAAGGGACAUGCUUUCCCUGGGGAACAGCCUGGCCCUGUGCCCUGCUCAGCCCUUCCCCUCAACAUCUCUGCUCUGAGUGCUCCCACCUCCAGCACUUUUCUCCAUCCUGUAACUUGCUUGAAGGAGGGUUCUGGCUGCCAGCCUGGCCCUGGACAAACUCCCACCCUUUAAGUUCCACUCAUUUUGUGCCAACCCAGCAGGCUGGUGUUGCCUUAGCCCUGUAGGCCUUUUCUUUUUUUCUCUUUCUAAGUUCACAGUUCUGUAUUUCCUCCUCCCCCAGUGAGGGGAGGUACCUCUGUUCUCCACCCCACCUACUGGCUGGGUCCCAACAGGGCUAGGGGUAGGGAAUACAGGGCACUAAUUCUCUCUGGGUGGGGGAAGGCUGUCCUCCCCAGGUUGGGAGUUUCCUCACCCAGCCUCAUCUGCCCUAGCUGGCAAGAGUUGUGGGUCUCUGUCUCUGACCGCUGGUAUUGGGACCAGACCAUUGCUAGGGGUUUUGUUGUUGCCGUUGUUUAAUCCCCAGUGACUCUUAGGAAUGAGUGUUAGAGGUGCUGCCAAGGCAAGGCAGAGUGUGGGCUCUGGCUGGAGAAGGUUCUAACUGAAGGUUCUGCCCAGCUCCCUUCCUGCCCAGCAGGUACCUGGCACUUUAAAGGAAGCUGACUGCCCAGUCUCCAGAUUAGGUGACCUCUACAUAGAGGGAGCACCGCUCUUCGGUGUCUGACCUCAGCCUGUCAGGGCAUUGUUCCAGUCUGAGUCAAAGUUCUGGGGCUCUAAGCACAAAGCAGCUGGCUCUGGAAGGAAGACCCUCCAAACCAGGAGCCCUUGUUCCACCCACCCAAGCCAAGGUCUGAGCUAAAGCCAAUGACCCUGGAAGGAGACAGCCUGCUAUGUCCUCCUAUGCCAGGCACUGGGCCAGGGUAGCUGGGAUAAGAACUUGGCCACAACCAAAUGAACACUGGCGGGAGCCAGAGGCCAAGAACCUUUCCCCAGUCAGAGAAUCCCCUUGAACUCAGUGAUUCCUGCCAGGUGCACAUAGCACCUGGGCUUCAAAUUCUGUAUGCAGAGAGAAUAUAUUAGAGAUAUUUUUGGAAAGGAAUUGGUCUAUGCAAUACUAGUUUGGAAUCUUCUUAAAAGACCGUUUAAUGUUUCUACUAGGAGAUUUAAAGAAAAUAAAGAUCUACAAUAUUUUUAGGGUUCUUUUCUGCACCCCACAACUGACCACGCUGCAUGAUUUUGCAGGAUGGAGACCACCCUUGUCUCCCUCCCUGUGGGGAGGUGGCUGGGGAGGGGUGUUGUGCUUUUGUUUAACCCCCUCCUUUCUAACUGUUGUCACCACUGCUCCCCAUUCUGUGGGCUGUUUGUAUCUCUGUCCCAGCUUACCGCAGAAAAUGUCAUUGGGAAAAUCAGCCUAGUGUCAGUGUUCGGUUUGGAGGAAAAAUUAAAUGUUGACAUUUUGUUUA